AUGCAAAUACGAGUUCCCCGUUUAGAUUUACACUAUUUAAAGCAGCUGACUGGAAUUUAUCCUGUAAACUUGGCAAAAAGUUAUAUUCAAGAUAAACUUCAAAGAGAAGAAACUAAUAUUCUUCAAUUUGACGAAUUGGUGGAGGAUCCGAGCAUUUCACGAAUCCGAGUGUACUCCAGAUUUCGUAAUAUAUGUAAGUAUAUGUUGUGGAUAUAUUUUACGAUUGACGAAAAUGUCGAUCAUCAACCUUUAGAACUUCACUAUUAUUGUACUUGUAAGUCGGAAGCUAGAACUUUAGGAACAUGUGCUCAUGUGGCCAGUGUAUUAUGGUUUUUGGGUUAUGCUAGAUAUGAACAAAAUAUGAGAUAUCCAUCUAUUCAACUCUUAAAUGAAAUUACUGAUGCAGCUGAAAGGAUGCUACCAGAAAAUAUUGAUCAUGGUCCAGAACUUGUAGAAAUUUAA
Psylliodes chrysocephalus is the source of this 462-nucleotide messenger RNA. The record is from the annotation of a GenBank genome assembly. NCBI's taxonomy places the organism in Eukaryota, Metazoa, Arthropoda, Insecta, Coleoptera, Chrysomelidae.